Plasmopara halstedii is the source of this 6228-nucleotide messenger RNA. RefSeq names its product Armadillo-type fold. The transcript has a single exon. NCBI's taxonomy places the organism in Eukaryota, Oomycota, Peronosporomycetes, Peronosporales, Peronosporaceae. Gene Ontology annotation, molecular function: protein binding. The record is from RefSeq and is a predicted model, not a curated record. Bases 1 to 6228 code for a protein of 2075 amino acids.
AUGGAGAGUUCCAGUGAAAAAGUUGCUCUCAGCGACAUCGGCAAUAAUGAUAUCGAAGCUAUUAAAGACCAGAAAGAUUCAAACGAUGGUCAUGAUGCUGGCAAUCAUGCAGCAAAAGUCAACGAAACUGAUUUGUUCAAUGAAAGUAAAUUCAAAACCUUUGUCAGCAUCGAUCGAAAAGACCAGCCAGCGUCGACUCUUAAAACUGAAUUCGAUCAAGUCUUCGAGAAAGGGAUCUCACAAGUGCAGCAGAAAGUCAACAGUUAUCUACAAAUCCAAACGACGCGUUUAGACGAGUGUGAACAGCGACUUGAAAACGCAGUCCAACAAAGUCGAGCAUUCGUUAAUAGGCAUGAGGAAGUAUGUCGCGAUUUGCGACGACAAGUCGAAUGUUUGCAUAUACAGCUUCAACGAGAACGAGACGAUCGAGCAGAGGAACGAACAUGGAUCACAAAACUCUGGCCUGAUAAUGUACCGCUACCAACGCUUUUGAUCACAAAAGCUGAGAUUGAGUUUGUUAAAGACUUGACCGAUGAGCAAGAACGCAGAUAUUAUGAGGCGCUGAUGACUAAGCGAGUCGAACGUGAUCGUGUUCGUCAGUAUCUCGAAGAGGCGUUGAACUGGAAGGUUGUGUUUCCACAAUCUUUUGAAGAGAACGACACUCAGUUGCCAUACUAUACAAAUACACGCACUGGUGUGAGUGUGUGGGAUGCUCCCGUGGCCAUCGAUUUUCAAGCACCAGCAGGUUGGAAUAUAACUACUAUGGAUUGGAAAGAAGACUACAGAUUGGAAAAUUUCUAUCCAGAAGCCCAAAGACGAACGAAACAGCCAGACGGUGAAAACAGUGACGAAGAAAAAUCUGAGACCGGUAGGAACGAAGAGAAAGAAGACUGUGACGACGGAAUUCUGUUAGAUCCCAUGCCAGCUCGUGAGCGGUUUGAAGAGGAGUUCAAACGCUACGAAUCGUUGAAAAUGCAGUUGGAGCAAUGUGCUGCCAAUCAACGCACGUUUGCAAUGGAAGUGCUGACUGCUACGCGUGAAUUAUUUGCGCAAGAGCAAGAGACUUUAAAAAAAGAAGACGAUGAAGUGAUUGCUAUUGAGCGUCGACGAAAAAUAGCUGAGCAAGAGGAGCAGGCGGCAGCAAAAGCUAAAGCUGACGCGCAAGAGCGCAAGGUUCAGCAGGCGAAAGCGAUUGCGCCAGUGUACGCUCGAAUUACGAUUGCAAAGAAGGGCUUGACCUCUGUAGUAGAUAUGGCAGUCGAGCAAGAACUACUCAAAUUUGCGCAGCAGAGACGUCUCGACCGUUUGUAUCUCUCUAUUCCUUUAACGCGAGAUGUGCGUGUUCGCAAUCGUCACCAAUUUGAGCCCGAAUUUGUUCACAUGAAGCACAUUGAGUCGCGCGUGCUUGAAAGCGAGCAUCUCGAGUCUCAAUUGCUAGAAAAAAGUGCGUUGCGUCUUGACGACGCUGCUGCGAAAGCUGCUGCAAUACAAGAAUACUGUCAUGAAAUUCGAAAGCAGCAACAGAGUGUUGAGGAUGAAAUCGCCAGAUUGGAGGCUACACUCACUUUAUAUAAAGCCCCAAAGCAGUUGCAACCAAGUCACCUAGAGUUUGAGCGAGCAAGUACUCGAAUUUUAAGCGUAGAUUCUCUUUCGGACGAGGACAAUUGCGUCGACUGUAAUGAUGAUUCAAAGGAUUUCAUCAAUAAUAACGUUUCAACCUCUCCUGAAGGAGAAAACUCCUUACCGUCUGGUUUUGUUACUGCAUCUAGAUCUGCCAACAUAAGUCUUGACAGUUCAUCAUUCGCUGGCAACGACCCCGAUGAUACUCCUCUGACGAGGGACGAAGCCGAAUUGCACGCGUUGAAAGCUUCAACUGAUUCUGUAUAUGCGGAAAAAGCAGAAAGGAUUCGAAGCAGUAAACUGCAUGAACUAUCGGAUCGACGUUCGUUCUUGGGCACGUCACUAAAACAACUUGUGAGCGCUUUAGCGCGCUACGAAGACGACUUUGAAUUCUUUAAUCGAUUAAGAGAUUCAGAAAAGGCUGCAAAUACACAACUAUGGGAUCUACAAGCCCAGACGCAAGUGGAGCGAGCACGGUUUCUUGUUGAGCGAACAGCACGCGAAGAAUCUGUUUUACAAGUGCAAGAUCGACUGCAUGAACUUCAGCAACGGCUAGAAGAUGCUUACGCAUUACCGAUGCAAGCUCAUUAUCCUCUUGAACGAAUGAGACUCGAAGCUCAAUCUGAAAAGCUAGUUGCACUUUUAACAAAACAAAAAAGUGAAUUAGAAGCAAAGGUUGCGAAAGAAGAGAAAGCAAAAGCAUUGCUCGUGUCUCUCGAAUUGAAAUCAUGUGACAUUGUGGAUGCAAGACUACGUGAAGAGUCUAUAUUGGCUAAUGAAAAACAGAGUCUUUGGGAGCUUCACGUUACGCUUAUGAAUGAGUUACAGACAAGUGGGGAUACGCUUGAUCUGCUGGUUCAGCAGAAUGAGACGAAAGAACAUUCUUGUUCUAUCGAUGAAAGUGUGGAAUCUUUCACGAAACAGCAGUUUGAAGAGAAUGUGCGUGUAUACGAGACCAAGCGGCAGUAUUUGAAGCAAGUCAGACGAUUUCUUCUCAUGUGUUAUGAUCGUGAAAAACGUUGGCGAGCACUUGCUGCGUGUAGUCUAAUGAAGCACACGACAUCAGAUGAUUGGAUGACAAAGCAGCAGUUGUCGCGUCAUGAAGAAGCUUUGUCUUUGAUACGUACGCAACAUGAAGAACAAGAGCAACAUUUACAACUUCAGAUCGAUGCGUUGAAUCAAGCAAAAGUCACUCUGCAAACACAAGUUGACGACUUAAACAGCAGAAUUUUUCGUUUACAGUCUAAUUAUCAAGCUGCAAGCGAGAGUAUACGAUUGCAAAAUCUCGAGGUCAUUACAGCCGUUCAACAAGAGACACAAAAGCUGAAGAUUCUACUUGAGAACGAAAAGCGAAAUUAUCGUUUGGAGCGAGAGAAACUGAUACGUACGCAUGACGUUAUUCGAGAAGAACUCGAAAUGCGAUUACAAGAGCUGGAAAAUGUAAAUGACAGACAAACUCAUUGGCUUACGGCGGUUAAGAGAGAAUUGCAAGCUCAACGUGCUGGGAAUGAGCAACUGUUAAAAGCAUAUACAUCGCUUGAAAAACGACGUGCUGCUGAAGUCAACGAUAUGCAUUUUCGCAUUUCUUCGCAAAUCAAAAGGAUUCACAAUCUUGAAAUGUGGAAUCUUGCGCUACAACGAUCAGCAAAAGACGCUGCAAAGGAUUACAGCAUAUUGCAAGAAGACAUUGAACGUCAUCAGCAGCGGCAUAUACAAUUGCAACGUGGCUUGCGACUAAUCAAUUGGCGUCACCGCGUGACAGCACAGAGCAUUCUCACAGAUGUAAAUCUGCUCUUUUCUUUUUUUUCACACGGGAUUGAAAUUCUUGCUGGAGCCACAGCAGAAAGUAACGAUUCUCUCCGUGAAAAUGCUGGAAUUGAAGUGCUUGCCGCGCUCGCUCAGUUUUCAAAGCGAGAAGAGAUACGUGCAAUUUGUGCUCAUGCACUUGGUCAAUUGUCGUGGAAUGCUAAUGCUACAAUGAGGUCAGUGGGGUGGAAGGCAAAAACAGUUUGGUUUCAAUGGCUUAAAUCGCAAUCCAACGCUGUUCUAGACAAAUUAUCGGCGACGGACACGUCAUUUGAUGAUGUGGCUGAGGAGGAAAGUACCCAUUUGAACUGGUUAGCAGAUCCUAGUGCACCAACUGAUGACAUUUCUGGUGAAAUUGAUCACAAUUUGAGUUCAACAGGAGGACGAGGCAAGUUUAAAAGGCUUCUGUUUUCAUCAACGUGGCAACAUUUUGAUGAGAAAGUAUCUCCUGAUAUGAACGUGGCUAAUCAACAAUAUAUUGGGCUAUCGUCCAAUAUUCUACGAACCAUUUUCGAAUUGUGUAGAUCAUCAGAAUUUGAUGAACGGGUAAAAUGUAGCGCGUUGCACUCCUUUGCUCUUAUUGCACGAAGCUCAAACAACACCUCAACCCUUGGACAAUUAGAUGGAAGCAUUUCAUUACUCGUAAAUCUGUUACAAUCCUCACUUGACCAACACAGCCCCCAACUAGUUCGACACGCAGCUCAGGCGCUUGCCAAUUUGUCAUAUCAGAACGCUUUCAAUCAGCAACUGAUCUUUGCAGAAGGCGGUAUCCCCUUACUCUUGUGUCUCUGUGAACGAGCUGUGACCUCGUCGAAUGCUCUUGCAGAUGUUGAUUUGACUCUAGCAUGUACUCAAAUUCUUUCACACCUUUCUCAUGAUCACGUACCGUCAUGUCAAAUGAUUGUCGAAUCUCGAGGAAUCGCAAUUCUUACGAAAUUAUGCACCUCGCCCCAAAUUCACGACGCUAUUGACGUAGAAAUCGAUGAUUGGAUCCAAAUGUACGCAUCCCAAGUGAUUGCCAAUACAAUUACGUUGCUUGAUGACGAAAGGAGCGAGAGCGACCAUCGUUCCUUCAGUGUAGCUGACUAUAUUUUACUAGAAGACAAAGCAAUAAUAUCAGGUGCUUCAAAUGAAAUCCAGACGCAUGAGUACGACAAUCAGAAAAAGACAAGAUCGAGAUCAAAUCAUGCGGGUGUCACGACAUUCGUUUUAAUGUGUGCUUCUUGUAAUCGCAAUGUUGCAUUUCAUGGGGCAGUUGUCUUGGGUAGUAUUGCUCAAACUGAUGCGAUUCGAGGUGCAAUUGGAGCAGCUAGCGGCAUUGAUGCCCUUUUCUUGCUUACAGCUCGAACAGAUGACUUGGCAAUAGUGGUACAAGCCACUUGGGCUCUUGCAAAUCUUACAUGGAAUCGUGAUAAUCAGUAUCGUAUUGCUCGAUACUUUGAUCAACUUUAUAAGCUCUGCACUCUUCAAGUUGAUUCGAAAUCCAAAUUUCUGGAAGACGCCAUUGCAAAUGAGGAAGUUGAUAAGUUUGUUCUACAGAUUCGACAACACGCACUCUGUAUCCUGGCCAAUUCUUUAUUUUACAAUGAGGCCAAUCGCCGACUUGUUGCAUCUCGUACCGAUUGGAUGCAGUUCCUUGGUCGUACUCUCUUUCAAGAUGAUAGAAUUUUGUUGGAAAACUCUACCAGAGCUUUGUGUUCAUUAUCGUACAGUGAUGCAAUUGCUUUACAAAUGGGUUCGCCAAUCUUCGAAGAUCCUUUUGAUGUAAAUUCAGUCAAUGGGCUUGAAGUUUUCAUUCGAAUCUGUGGAUCAGAAAACAUCGCAGCUCAACAACAUGCUCUUUUUGGUGUCAUCAACAUGUGCUUACACGACGUUAACAAGACAAAGAUGCUUCAAGUUCCUCACGGAAUUGACACGCUAGUGACACUAAGCGGUCACACGAAUAAAGAGUUGUGUGAUCUAGCGCUGGAGGCUCUUGACCUCCUGGCCGACAUACGUCAAUAUAGAGAAGAUCAGACGAAAUCCUCUAAUCAAUCUCUCGAAUCUGUCGAUUUAGAGAAACUCAUCGUGUUGCUGUCGGACACAACGAAUCCGUCGCUUGUUCCUUUGCUCAGCGACACGAUCGCUGACAAAGUAUGGACAAAUUCAAGUGCUCAGAUUCAACUUCAAAAUGAACACAGUCUUGAAAAAUUGCUUGAAAUUUGUACCAGACUUUCGCCUUUAGUUCCAACUGCAGCGUCCGAGAUUUUACCUGCUGACGCCGAACAUCAAGUGCGAAUUUCUUGUCUGUGGGCGCUUCGAAAUACAGUAGCCAAUAACGUCCGUAAUCAAGAUUUUGUCGGUGCCUUAAGCGGCGUCCAGCACCUUGUCGGUGUGUUCAAUCAGAUACAUCAGAGUGAAGAAGUGGUUGAGGCGUUGCUAGCUGCACUAGUGUCUUUGGUCACUGGACACGCGAAAAACAGCCAGCAGCUCGUGCGCUUUGGACUUGAUAUGCUCAUUGAUCUGGCGGAAGACAACGAAAGUGAGCGACGCAAUCAGAACCGAGGCACUUUAUUACCUGCUUUAAUGUCUCCAGUUCCAGUGAAAGAAUCCAUUGGGUUGAUCCAAAAACCUGUCGAGAAGCAGCUCAAGAAUGCUGCUCUCGCACGAGAACUUCUACAUUUGAUUGCAACAUAUAAUACGCAAAAAGUGGUCAAGAAAGCUUUGGUGCUGUCAAAUUCAAAGGCAAGAAAAAGGCAAGAGUCGCAGUCAUCAUCGACGUUGAAAUCUCCUGUACACACACGCAGCAAGAUGGCAAGCUAA